AUGAUAAUUUUCGUCAUUCUCUUAAUCCUCUGGCUUUUCUAUGUCUUGUAUUAUUAUUUGAUUUACCGAAAACGUUAUCCAAAAGGACCUCUACCAUUACCGUUUAUUGGAAAUAUUUAUCAUAUUAAUCCGAUCGAUUUCCAUCAAUAUUUGGAUAAAGUUGGAUUAAAAUAUGGUAAUUGUUUCACAUUGUUUCUACCAGCUCCAACAGUGAUCUUGACCGAUUUCGAGUAUAUUAAAGAGGCACUGCAAACACAAGGUCAGCUUUUCUCGGGUCGAACGCAUCGAAUUCCGGAAAUUUUACUUCAAAGAAACCCAAACACGGGAAUCAUCAUUUCGGAUGGGGAAACGUGGAAAACACAGAGAAAUGCAACACUGAAAAUCUUUAAGCGAUUCGGUGUUGGCGCGAGUUUAAUGGAGGAAAAGAUUCAAAAAUCUAUUGACAAAAUGCUGUUAGAGUUGAAUGGGGAAAGUUUGGAGCAAAUCGAUCUCGAGAAAUCGCUACAACUAUGUGUCGGAAAUGUGAUCAACGAUUUGCUUUUCGGCUUUCAAUAUACAAAUGAGAACGCAUCAGAGCUCUUUCAUUUUAUCGCAAUCCUCAAAACGCAUCUCAAAAAGAUUACGUCGAAUCCGUGCACCCUUCUUUGUCAAUCUUUCCCAUGGGCUGUCAACAUUCCAUUGAUCGGAUAUUUUGGAUACACUUUACAUAAACAGAACAUAGAUAAAUAUAUUUCUUUUAUCGAACGCCAAGUGUUUUCGUUGAUUUCAAGCUUUUUGGAGACUUCCGAGCCAACAAAUCUCGUGCACGCCUAUCUAAAGGAAAUGAAAGAAGUAAAUGAGAAAUUGGACCUCGAGAAUCUUGUGGCCAUUUGCAAUGAUUUGUGGCUAGGCGGGAUGGAGUCGACGGCGACGUGUCUACGAUGGAUUCUUGCCUACAUGAUACAUUAUCCCGAUGUACAAAGAAAAGCAUUUGACGAGAUAAACUCAUUGUUUCCCAUUAGAAAGCUGAGUUUUGUCGAUCGAAAUCGAUUACCGUACACGCAAGCGGUUUUAAAUGAGAUUCAACGUCACUGCAAUAUGAAUCCAUUUCUGAAUUUUCACGUCUGCACUGAAGAAACUCAACUUUUUGGUCAACGAAUCCCAAAGGAAACGACAGUGAUGGCCCAGAUUUGGAGUGUUUUGAGAAGUCAGGAGAUUUUCGAGGAUCCAUUUGCCUUUCGACCCGAGCGUUUUAUAACAAGCCGUGGUGAAUUGAAUAAGAAUCUUUUGAACAAAAACAUCGUCUUCGGCAUUGGGAAACGCUCGUGCGCUGCCGAGGGCUUAGCGAAAAUGCAACUUUUCUUGAUAUUUGCCAAUCUUAUUCAAAAAUAUAAAAUUUGUGUUUCUGGAGAAAAACCCGAUUUGAAGCCCGAUUUUGCCACUGUUCUUUCACCAAAACCUUUCUUUUGUCGAUUGGAGAAAAGGAAUGAAGAA
This is a messenger RNA of Mesorhabditis belari, 1473 nucleotides long. Lineage: Eukaryota; Metazoa; Nematoda; Chromadorea; Rhabditida; Rhabditidae. The record is from the annotation of a GenBank genome assembly.